AUGAAAAGUCAUGACUGCCAUGUUUUAAUGCAACGACUCCUUCCAAUUGCCUUUUCCGAGCUGUUAGAUGAAUCUGUGCAUAAUGUGCUAUCAAUUUCGUUGAAAUUUGGAGAAGAUGAAUCUGGGUUAACUCGCGAUCAUGUCCACAUCUACAUGUCAUGCAGUCGUCAAGUUUCAAGAGUCUUAUACGAUCAAUGUCCAUACGAUCAUGCAUGGGAGGCGUACAAGACUGCAAUGCCGGCGGUAGGUAGUGUCGUAUCUGGUAGCUGUGACACGAACAUGGUCAUUGGUGGACCGAAUGAUGUGGAUGGGAACCGUGACUAUGAUAGACAGCAGUCCAUGGACGGUGAACUCCACUGCCUAAGGGUGAUAUCGUUGGACUAA
Microthlaspi erraticum is the source of this 384-nucleotide messenger RNA. NCBI's taxonomy places the organism in Eukaryota, Viridiplantae, Streptophyta, Magnoliopsida, Brassicales, Brassicaceae. The record is from the annotation of a GenBank genome assembly.